Fusarium subglutinans is the source of this 687-nucleotide messenger RNA. RefSeq lists its product as uncharacterized. The transcript has 3 exons. The record is from RefSeq and is a predicted model, not a curated record. Bases 1 to 687 code for a protein of 228 amino acids. Lineage: Eukaryota; Fungi; Ascomycota; Sordariomycetes; Hypocreales; Nectriaceae.
AUGCGUCGAACAACCCCAAGAGGCGAUCGUUACACUGAGCAAAAUGAUCAGCCAGGCUCUAAGUUCCCAAGUCUCAGAGCGGAGGAUUUCAUUGGUGAGCACUCCUACCACCGAGACCUCACGGAAAAAAACGAAUCUCAGUGGGAGGGUUCUCCAGGCUUUCAAAAAGCAUGCCGGUCACUUAAUGGGCAUAUUAGUAGUACAGGACUCGAUUCGGCCGUCUUCCCAACAGUGUACUCAGAGAUCUGCUCGGAUCACCGAGACACACAGCAUGAUAAUAGGCAACCUACACAGCCAGACUACUGCGAAGACAGUGAGACAAUUCAAGAAUUCAUUAAACGGAUCGAAGGCGAGGUAAGUAUGAAGUGGGACAACUCGCAGCAGUCUGUUGGUGUUGGCUGUAUUAGCGAUAGAGAGGAAUGUGCCGACAGCGAGUCGUUCGAAAUGGACAGCAGAGAGGAUUUGUCGCAAUGCAGCGAUAUAGAGUAUGAUGAGGCAAUCCAGCAGAGCUUACGCGGCAUGUUCUCAAGCCUUGAUGAAGGAUCUGUAUCGGCAAACCAGGUCGUAGCAGAAGAUUGGGAACACUCAGGUUAUGAACAAAGUCGAUACUGGACAGGAAAAUAUCACGAUGAGCAUGAGGUCUCUGAUGCGAAAAUGGUUGGUUUCUGGAGGCCUAAUCACUUUUAG